This is a messenger RNA of Microthlaspi erraticum, 1317 nucleotides long. Lineage: Eukaryota; Viridiplantae; Streptophyta; Magnoliopsida; Brassicales; Brassicaceae. The record is from the annotation of a GenBank genome assembly.
AUGGUGGGUUGUAGAGAUUCAAUAAGCAAUUUGCCUACUGAGAUUCUGGGAAAAAUCCUGUCUUUACUUCCGACAAAAGUGGGUGCUUCGACAUCGAUUCUGUCCAAGAGGUGGAGGAAUCUGGUGGGUCUUGUAGACGAGCUUAGUUUUGAUGACGAUGUGGUUUUUUCGUACCCCAGCGAAGAAGAAGCAGCGAGAGGGUUCGUGGACAAAACAUGUGCUCUGAUAAGCAAUAUUCCCAUGAUCAAGAAACUCUAUCUGUAUCAUAUACCUGAGAGAAGACUGGCGGGUAUAGGAUAUAUGUGGGCGAACAAUUGUGUCAACCGCUGGGUUCGGACUGCAAUGGAAUCCGGUGUGUUGGAACUACACCUGGAAGCUCCUCUCUUCUGGUAUUUGUAUCAAGUCAAAGCUGUUGAGGAGCAACACACUGGUGAAGCUCACACUAACCGAGUUUUCAUAACCGAUGCUGGUCAUCGGUAUCCGCCGUGCUGCGGUGAGGCUGUGUAUAGUGUGUCCGUCAAGCGACUCGUGGUUCUUGUCGAUCUUCCGGCUUCUAAAGAGGAACACGACUGCAUGUGUUUCGAUACACCAAGUCUUUUGUACCUUGACUAUUCCACUUACGUCUUCGGAAGCCAUGAGUUUACUGGUUUUGAUUCGCUUGUCGAAGCCAGGCUGAGUAUCAGGCUAUGGGUGCCAACUACCGAUUAUGAUUAUUGUGAUUCUGAUGAUGAUGAUUAUGAUGACGACUACCAGAUUAGGACCUUUGCCCAUAAAAAACCAAAGCCUGUUAUCUUUGGCGAUGCUACAGGUAUAGUCGCGGGUAUAAGCAACAUUACGACCCUUCACCUUUCUCCUGAUUCCCUUGAGACAUUUCAUUUCUGUUGCAAAUCCACGCCGGUGUUCCGAAACCUCGUUAAUUUAUCUGUCGAGAGCCACAAGAAAAAAGGUUGGCAAGUAAUGCCACUUUUGCUCAGGAGAUGUCCCAAUCUCCACACUUUAGUCAUCCAGGGACUUGUGCACAGAGUAACAGACAGAUGCGGAGAUGCAUGCGCUUGCAUCCCUAAGAAGCAGAGGAAGAUUGUGAUGCCGGAAGAGGAGAUAUGCUGUUUACGGACAUGUCAAGUGAAGAUGCUAGUGAUUUCAGGGUAUGGAGGUUCUUUUCAAGAGCUGAAACAGAUGAGACAUUUCUUGGGCAAGCUCCAAUGUCUUCAAACUGUGAAAGUUGGUGUUGCUGCAGCAGACAACAACAAGUUCUUGCGAGCUAAACUGCUGGCUCUCCCCAGACUCUCAUCAGAGUGCAACAUCCAUUUCAUCUGA